AUGCCUCCCCGUUUCCAGUUGGAGGAUAAGACACUCAUAAAAGCUGCCCCCGGGCUCAAGAUCAUGGCAGUGAGAGUCAGCAACGAAGACGAGUGGGAGAUCCAAGAGGAAAUCGACAACGGCGAGGCGCAGACGACGGCCACCCUCGUGUGUGUGGGCCACAUUCCAGAUCCGGAGAGCAGAAUAAAUGCCUCCUUCUAUGAGAUCUUACAGAUGGACUUUGAAAUCGACAACAGCAGUGGGUUGGCGGGAGCUCAGCAAGUGACCUGGCAAAUCGAGUACCCCGGGGAGGACGCGGCCAGCGAGCUGGUGGUCUCCGAGAUCUUCGUCAGCCAGACGACGUUCGCCGGCAUCGUUCCUCUGGCAAUGGACUUAGCUAUUCUCAGUAACACAAUGAUCCAAGGCAAGCCUUUGACAGCUCCAGUGAAAAUAACAGGUUUGGAGAUAGACUGCAUUAGUGUUGACCUUCUACGGAAUGUCUACUGUAGAGCUCUGGAUGAGGAUGUCUAUAAAGUUUCGGAUAACUGUGACUCCAUCUUUGUGAAUGGAAAGGAGAUGAAGAGUAAAGUGGACACCAUUGUGAACUUCACGUACCAGCAUUUCACUACUCAGCUAGAAGUGACCGUCUGGGUCCCAAGGCUGCCUUUGCAGAUUGAGAUCUCAGACACAGAGCUGAGUCAGAUCAAGGGAUGGAGAAUCCCCGUUGCUCCCAACAAAAGGAAUUGCAUGAUAUCAUGGAAAGUGAAUGAGGACAUGGGUUCAAAUCCCACCUGUGACAUCUGCUUAUGGUUGGUUGGUUGUUAUCCUUCAGACUUGAAGAGUACCAACAUGACCUCCCUACGUCAGGGAGCAGAGUAUCUGACUGUGGCUGAUCAGAAAUGUGAAAUGGUCCUCUCACCUCUCUCGGAUUCCAUCUUGGCUGAGAAGACAGUCAUAGUACUGGAUGACCGGGUCACCAUCACAGAUCUAGGGGUACAACUCGUGGCUGGCUUAUCUCUUUCUUUGCAACCCAACAAAGGAAAUAAAAGAGCCAUUGUUUCAACAGCAGCUGCUCAUGAUAUUCUUCGUACCCCACAACAGGAAGCAAUAGUCAGCUCUUGGCUUUUGUUCAGCGAUGGCUCGGUCACUCCCUUAGACAUUUACGAUCCUAAGGAUUUUGCUGUUGCUGUUACGUCGCUGGACGAGAUGGUGGUGUCCGCCCAGCCAAACCUUCAGUCCAAGUGGCCCAUUGUGGUUGCAGAGGGGGAAGGGCAAGGGCCUUUGAUCAAGUUAGAAAUGAUGAUCAGUGAACCUUGUCAGAAAACCAAGAGAAAAAGUGUCCUCGCAGUUGGGAAGGGAAGCGUCAGGGUAAAAUUUGGGCAGACGGUGGAUGAGAACCAAGGAAGCACCAAUGAUAUCGAGGGUGUCAAUCGUGAAUAUAAAGAGCACCUGAGUAAUUCCAUAGAGAGGGAAGGAGACCAGGAGAGGGCCAUACAGGAAUGGUCCAAACACGGCACUUCAUUUGGCCAGGAAGAGAGUGGCAAUAAAACCACAACUCCACAGUCAUCUCCGGGGGGAAAGGGUAACAAGUUCCUAGAGAAUGGCCAACUCCAGAAUAAUCCAGAUGCCUUCACAAGUUUCCCUACCCAGGUGGAGUUACCAGAGCCAAAUAAUCCCAAUGAUCUUUCACUGACCUCUAGGGGGUUAACAGACUUGGAGAUUGGCAUGUAUGCCCUCCUCUGUGUCUUCUGCCUGGCCAUUUUAGUCUUCUUAAUCAACUGUGUGGCAUUUGCUUGGAAGUACCGGCACAAAAGGUUUUCAGUGAGUGAGCAAGGAAAUAUCCCUCACUCUCACGAUUGGGUUUGGCUCGGGAAUGAAGUGGAGCUCUUGGAGAAUCCCGUGGACAUCUCCCUCCCAUCCGAGGAGUGCACCACCAUGCUUGACAGAGGGAUGCAGUUCGAGGAGAGCAACUUCCUUCUCAACGGCAGCUCUCAGUCAGCACUCCACAGCCAACUCCUUAGGCCUUCCGAUUACGUUUAUGAAAAAGAAUUAAAAAGCGAACCUCUAAAUCCUGGCCCAAAAAGGAAACGAGUCAAGUUCACUUCAUAUACCACUAUUCUCCCAGAGGAUGGAGGCCCAUACACCAACUCUAUUCUCUUUGACAGUGACGAUAACAUCAAGUGGGUUUGCCCAGAUAUGAGUCUUGGAGACUCCCAAGAGUUUAGAGACUAUAUGGAAAGACUGCAAGACCAGAUGUAA
Messenger RNA from Gracilinanus agilis (Agile Gracile Mouse Opossum), 2238 nucleotides. RefSeq names its product transmembrane protein 132B (gene TMEM132B). Lineage: Eukaryota; Metazoa; Chordata; Mammalia; Didelphimorphia; Didelphidae. The record is from RefSeq and is a predicted model, not a curated record. The transcript has 13 exons. The coding region runs from base 1 to 2238 and encodes 745 amino acids.